AUGAAGACAUUAACUGGCUUGCUUCUUGUGGGUCUUCUAGCCCUCUGGACAGGAUUACCCUUCACAUCUUCCAGGGUUCUGUUUGGAACCGGUAUUUGCCCAGGAAAUCCAUUUCAGUGCUCUUUACCUGGAAUUAAUAGUUGCAGGAGGGAUUAUGACUGCCCUCAGACCCUACGUUGCUGUAAUUUCAGAUGUAGCACAAGUUGUAGAUUCCCACCAGUGAUUCCUUGGAGUUGCCCACGAAAUCCAUUUAAAUGCACUAUCCCAGGAAUACAUCGCUGUCGUUAUGACUAUGAUUGUCCAGGAAGACAAAGGUGUUGCUACUAUAAUUGUUCUAGGAUCUGUAAAUAA
Molecule: messenger RNA, 351 nt
Organism: Protobothrops mucrosquamatus (brown spotted pit viper)
Lineage: Eukaryota; Metazoa; Chordata; Lepidosauria; Squamata; Viperidae
Product: waprin-Enh1
Exons: 3
Coding region: 1-351 (116 amino acids)
Biological process (GO): negative regulation of peptidase activity
Cellular component (GO): extracellular region
Molecular function (GO): peptidase inhibitor activity
Source: RefSeq, a predicted model, not a curated record